AGAGAGUAUCUGGUACAGUCAUGGCUUGUGGAAAGCAAGACGCUAGCUAUGAUCUGAGUCCUGGAACUCAGCAAAAAACACUCGUUGAGAAGAAUGACAAUGAUGUUGAUGCAGUGCUUCAGGUAGAGGGAGAGUCGUUCUUUGUGAAUCGCCAACGUUUGGCCAUGUUGAGUCCUUACUUCCGAGCUUUGUUCUUCGGUGGCGGCCUGGAGAGCACCAAGAGGCACAUCCAAAUACGAGGCUUGGGGGUGCAACAGUUUCGAACUCUGAUGGAUUUCACCAAGAACUUCAAACUGUCGCUGGAUUGCAAGAAUGUCCUUGAUAUUCUAGAGGUGGCUGACUUCCUCCAGCUCGACAGAGCGCGACUUCUCUGCUGUAAAUUUUUGGAAAGACAAUUGCAUCUCAGUAACUGUUUGGGCAUGAUGGCCUACGCCUGGCAGCUGGGCUGUCUGGAGCUUUACGCUGCAGCACGUGAGGUCGUCUUGACCCACCUUCCCGCAAUAGCUUCCGAGCAAGACCUCAUGUUCCUUUCCAAAGACGGUAUCGCCAACCUCCUCGCUAGCGACAACUUGAGCAUUCCAAGGGAAGACCUGGUCCUCGACCUGGCCCUUCGGUGGGCGACUUUCGAACCGGGUCGAGAAGCCGACUUCAUGCAGCUGGUGGGUCUGGUUAGGCCCGAGUGCUUGAGUCUUCCGUACCUCACCGAUCUUUUGUCUAAGAUCAACAGCUCGGACCCACGUGCCAAACUCAUUUGUAAGCUGAACGAGAACCUGCCUUGUAGCUGGACAGCUGGGAGGUCAGUCCCUAGGAGUCGCUCAAGAGAAACUCUGUUUGUUCUCGGCGGACCUCAUGAGCAGGACACACAGUUGCUGUAUCAGUUUCAUCCAUAUAGCGGAAGGUGGCAAUCCCAUCCACCCCUGCAGAAAAAAUGUCUUACUCAGUACUCUGUGGCUUCCGUAGAGGACAACAUAGUUGUGACCGGAGGCUACUUCAGGGACAUCUUGUGGUACAGCGUUGACUGGGUGAACAUCUACCAGUGCGGUACUGAGCGAUGGGUGGAUGGCCCGGCGCUUUGUAAGUCCAGGCACAGUCACUGCUCGGCAUCCAUCCAGCUCCAGUUGUUUGUGUUUGGCGGAAGUGUGGACGAGGGACCCGUGGCCGACGUGGAGAGGCUGAUGCUGGGAGCAGAGGAAUGGGAGAGCGUCAGCCCCAUGGUGUGCGCUGUGGAGAGAGCCGCCGUCACCACUUUGGGAUCUUGCAUCUACGUGGCCUGUGGUUUGGAUGAGAAUGGAGACGUGUACAGUGGAAUACAAAGAUAUAGGCCGGAGGUGGACCAGUGGGAUGUGGUGUCCUACUCGCCAUUCCCACGUUAUGAUCUACUCGCAACCGAGCUCAACGGUGCCCUCUAUCUACUGGGAGGUCAAGCUCUGCGCUUUGACGUCGACACUGACGAGUGGACCGUCCUUCAGGAGGAAUGUCUGGACAACAAAUUCUAUACAGGAUGCACCACGGUCAACGGACAGAUUUACAUACUGAGCGAGAGGAAGAUAAACAAAGCGUUCCCUAACAUGAUUCUGAUGGACCCUUACAUUGACACAUGCUUGGAGAUCGACGAUUCAAUACCCUGUCCAGUUCCCAUAAGAGGCUGCAUCACAUUGUGUGCGCGUCCUUACUAGAAACAUAAUGGUACCCAUUUGUAUUUAAUUUGUUGUGUUCGAUGUAAUAAGUGAAGUUUUUCCUCUCAUUCUUUGCUGUACGAUCCAAAGUAUUAAACAAAAAAGGGAAUAUCGUGGCCAGUCUGAACAUAAAAAAGCAUAUUCUAGCAUGAACACUGAAGCUAAAUAUGUGCUUUACGUGUUUAUUAUUAAAACAGUCACUGAAACAGUUU
Messenger RNA from Triplophysa dalaica, 1888 nucleotides. RefSeq names its product kelch-like protein 23. The record is from RefSeq and is a predicted model, not a curated record. The transcript is spliced from 3 exons. Gene Ontology annotation, molecular function: protein binding. Bases 21 to 1676 code for a protein of 551 amino acids. NCBI's taxonomy places the organism in Eukaryota, Metazoa, Chordata, Actinopteri, Cypriniformes, Nemacheilidae.